Molecule: messenger RNA, 2379 nt
Organism: Linnemannia hyalina
Lineage: Eukaryota; Fungi; Mortierellomycota; Mortierellomycetes; Mortierellales; Mortierellaceae
Source: the annotation of a GenBank genome assembly
AUGUCGCAACAACACUCGCCAGACUCGGGAUACGAUCAUCAUAACCCCAGCACAGGUCUGCUCGUUGGACAAGGCGGCGCUUCAGGGUCAGGGACGCCCAACUCCAAACUCAACCACGAGUCCUCCUCGUCCUACUUUCCACCCAUGUCAUCCGACUACUCUGUCGGAGGCGCUGGCAACAAUGGAUUCUCGAAGCGGUCAAGGUUCGGUGGCUACAGUGGCGGUGGCAGUGGACUGGGAUUGUAUCCACCGAUGGCGAUGAGGCGGUGGAGGUGGUGGAACUACCUUGCUGCCUUGAUUCUGACCUUUGCGGUUGUCGAGGCCUUUGUGCUAUUGAUCGGGUCCUCUAUCCUCUACACAAUGCCAGACCAGAUCCAAAUCGAUUCCCGCGACUUCCGCAAGGUCGAAUACCAAGGUCUAGCCCUCGACCCAACAGCCGCCUACAAGAAGCAGAUCCAGGUCUACCAUGUCACCAAGGAGUUUGGUGCAGCAUCGAUGGGAGGACUGGGCAUGGUCGUCACCGCCCUUGCAGCAGCCCAACAAAAGUCACGCACCCAAAAGGUCAACAUCGUCAUGCCCUACUACUCCAUGCUCGACAAGAUCCCAGGAAUCGGCAUCAAACUCUUUACUCCUCUCCCCCUCGAAAUCAAAGACAAUCGCGGACGGACCCAGAACCUGGUCUUCACAGUCCACAAGUUCAAGUUUGCGGUCCCCCAAAAGCCUAGUGACUUUGAGACGGACAAGCGGGCGAUUAACGCUGUCACUGUCUGGCUGAUCGGUCCUGGUGACGCCUAUCCCUUCGACCGGGCCUUCCAGAGCAAGAAUGUCCAAGAGAUAUACUCGACACCCAGCGGACUCCCUGGCGAAUGGAAGGAUCUCUACUUCUCCAAGGCCGUCGCAGCUUUCAUCCAGCACCAGAACAAGAACGACGACAUUUCUCUCUUCGCCACCGCCGUCAAUCGUAUGAUUGACGUUGUCCAUGUCCACGGCGCCACCAACGCUCUGGUCCUCCACUACCUCCAACAGUCGAUCGACAAGGGCGCUAUGGGCGAAGAGCCUCCAGCACUGAUCUACACUCUCCACGACUACCUCGACGAACUCCAGUACUCGAACGAGAUUGUAAAUGUUCAAAAGUUCAUGGACCGACGCGUGCACUCGGAGGACGACGAGGAGGAUAUGUUUUUGCAGAUGGAUGGGAUCUCGCCCUACUGCCAUGGACAUCGCAUGUUUACCUCCGCCAUGGGAAUCGACCUCGCCGACGCGGUUACGUUUGUCUCAAAGUCGAUGGCCAAGGACAUUGUUGAGGGCCGUCUGGACUUUUAUCUCAAGGAGUUGGUUCUAGGUAGUGUGCUUAACCAGGCCGAGAAGAACUUGUUUAUCGGAAUCACCAACGGCGUCGACUUUGGAAAACUCAACCCCUGGACCAUGGCCGCCCUCCGUGAACACGACUUGUCCUUCCCUUCGAACGAGUUUGUGGGCCAGGAUACACAGGAUAUCCUUGCCCUCCAGAGUGCUCCUGCCGCUGCUGGUGACGAUGAGCAAGACACCGAUGCCCCUGCGGCGGCUGUAGGAUCGACGCACCUCACCAUCCGCUCAGCCAAGGAAGCUGCUAAGCACUUUUUGUAUACCAAGGGACUGUUGACCGAGCAGGACUUAACCCGCCCUCUAGUACUCUUUAUCGGUCGCUUCCAGUACAACAAGGGCCUCGAGUUCUUCACCACCGCCAGUACUGCCGUUAAAGAGAACGGUGGUCGUCUCAUCAUCAUGGGCCAACCCAACAACUUUCCCCUCCGGUCCGUCACUAACCUUGAGCGUCUCUUCAAGGGCACCGUCACCGUCAUCGCCGACGCCAAGACCCAGGACGAAUGGGGCGUCUACUACCGCGCCGCUGCCGAUUUUCUUCUGGUCCCUUCCCUGACCGAGAGUUUCGGCCUCAUCGCCGCCGAAGGUCUUCUCUUUGGCUCCACCGUCAUCUCCUCGGGUGUCGGUGGACUGUCCGAGUUCCUGGUGGACCGCCCCAACGCCGACGACGAACGCCAACAACUCGAAAAGGCCGAAGCCGAGAAGGAGCGUCAGUUCAUGCCAUUGGACCAACGACAACAACUCGCAGAGGCACCCCGGGAGGAGCGGUACAACUCUUACCUCUUCGAUCCCUUCGCCAAGGAUUCUCACUCCCAACUGACAAAAGCCAUUGGCGACGCAAUCACGGAAUGGAAGAGGCUGCAACGGAGACCGGAGGAGCAUGAAGAGUUCUUGAUCCGGUUGGUGAAUAGCGCCAAGGCAAUGGGGUGGGAUCGCCCUGGUGGGCCUGUGGACCAGUACCGUGCUCUUUAUGAGAUCGCGUUGAACGCGAUUGGAUUGAACAGCCAGUCUCUGUAA